AUGGCGGGGUUGGAUACAGGGUUGGACUUGGUGAUCUCGGAGGUCUUUUCCAACCUGGUCGAUGAUUCUGUGAGAGGCCGUCACUGUGAACGGACAGGGCAGGACCUUGCUGGCAUUGCCUUCCUGAGCCCGAGUGUCCCACAGGGCCCAGCCGUGUCCUCUCAUCAUGGCACGAGGCUCCCGGGGCAUCUCGCCCUGGCAGUGGUUCUGCUCCUGCUCCUGGCUUUGGUGGUGGCCGUGGCUGUGCUGGCAGUAAGAAGACUUGGAGAGAUUCCAGUCACGCCCGGGGCUCCAGAGUUUCUGGCCUGUCCCGAGGCCUGGGUCGAGUACAACAGCAUCUGUUACUACCUCUCGAGGGAUGAGGGGACCUGGGAGCAGGCUCGGGAUCGGUGCUCCGAGCUCGGGGCCUCCCUGGUCGUGCUCAGUGACAAGGAAAUGGGCUUCCUCUUCCGCCUCAGUGGCAACCUGGAUUACUGGCUCGGGCUGCAGAGAUGGGGGAGCAGCUACAACUCCUCGGUCCCCAUCCUGGGUGACUCAGAGUGUGCGUACCUGGACCAGCGGCGCUUCAGGAGCGGGCUCUGCUCGGCUCAGCGGCCUUACCUCUGCAACAGACCCCAGGAUCGCCUGGGACAGAGGGUGGGAAGGGGACCUUCUCCUCCAUCCUGAAGACUCACAGCUUUGCAUCUUCUCCCAGCACACCUCAGCUCUCCACCUGCCUUGCAGUUAUUUAUCUGCAUCACCUCAGAGUUUGGUGCCACGGAUACCUCAGUGCAACCCCUCAGGGUCACCUCAGUGCCUGGGCUGAAGGGGAUGAGCCUGCAGGGAGGGGACAUGAUGUGGAAGCCGAUGUGUGGCUGCCUGAACUGGAGACUCUGGGUUUCUUUCUCCUUCUAGAACCAUCCCAGAACUCAUCCUGCUUUUCUAACUGUCCACAGUUGUACCCUAACCCUGUAUACAUCUAAGAGUAUGAUGCUGCCCUUCAGGAGUGAAGCAGGAGAUCCCACCUUGGAUACUGGUCAGUGAUCCCCACCAGUGCUGCUGUUCUGUUCUUUCACCUUGUUCAGUUUUGUAAUAAAACCUUGUGAAAUCCA
This is a messenger RNA of Manacus vitellinus (golden-collared manakin), 1091 nucleotides long. Its product is annotated as early activation antigen CD69-like. The record is from RefSeq and is a predicted model, not a curated record. Lineage: Eukaryota; Metazoa; Chordata; Aves; Passeriformes; Pipridae.